UUUCAUCAUCUUCCGUUUCUUGAUAACGGUACAUAUUUUUUUUGAUCCAUUUCUGCUACCAUUAACUUGAUAUAAUGCAAUUAACUCGUUUUCUUUUUUACAUUAAGAUGCCUAAGAUUAUUCAUUUUUUCCCUUUUGUUUUAAAUUUACUCGUUUAAACGUGGCAUUAUUUUAUUCUUAUUAGAUAUAUUUUGUUUAAGCUGUUAAUUAGACAUUUUCUAAAUUAUACAUAUUUGUCUAGCAUCCAUGGCUUCACGGACUGCCCUUGUGGUCUUCUUAGUGUGGUGUUUAUUUUUGAGAGAUAAUGGAGCUGAGGGCAGAAGAUUGUCAGGAGAAGAAGAUUUGGAACCGGAGAAGCAAUUUAGAGUUCUAAACAAGUCACCAGUCAAAACUAUUCGGAACACAAUGGCAAUUUUGUUAUAUAUCAGACGAAGUAAUGGAGAUACAGAUAAUUGUGUGGAUUUCUACAAGCAACCUGCUUUUGAUCAUCCUUCCCUGAAGAACCAUACUUUCGAUUUUCAGGGGAAGAAGAAGAUUGAAGAGGCAAUGAAAGCAAGUAAUAUCUGGCUAAAUGGUAAAGGAUGCCCUGAUGGCAUAGUUCCAAUAAGAAAAUUCACCAAAGACGAAUUUAAAAGAACCAAAUUAGCCACAGAAGUUUAUGCUUCAAAAUUUGGUCUCCUAACAGCUCAGGAUCCUGGUGUCCACAGAAGCAGAAGGAGAAGUAGAUGCCCACCAGCUCUUACAAGUAAUGUUACCAAUAUUGAUGUACCAAAUCAGACUACAGUUGAAAAUGUAGAAGCUGCAGCAAGGCAAUCCAGAAAGAGGUCUGACACCCAAAGAUCAACUACAACUACAAAGGAACAAAGAUCAACUACAGCUACUCAUGUACAAAGUGUGAAAGUUUGUAGCCAAACUUCAACAGCUACAAAGGCAAAAGAGAAGGUGGUAGCUAGUUCCAAAGACAAAGAGAAGGUGGUAGCUAGUUCGAAAGGCAAACAGAAGUUGGUACCUAUAAAGACAAAGACUAGUAACAAUGUAGAAUUGGUGAUUCAAGAAGGGCAACAUGUUUUGCCAAAGCCAAUGCAGAAACAAAAUAUGGAGAUGCAUAUAAGUGCCGUACAUUUCCACGAGCAACCUGCCUUUCAUCAUCCUUCACUUAACAACCCCACUUUCCAUUUUCAGAUGAAGCCCUUGUCCUAUCCCAAGGACAAGAAAAAGAAAGAGACAAGGACGUUAAUUAAAUUAGCAAAGAGUACGUGGGUAAAUGGUAAAGGAUGCCCACGUGGUACAGUUCCAAUCAGGAAAUUAACCAAAGAGGAAUUUAUAGAAACCAAAUUGGCCACGGAAACUCAUGCUUCCAAAUCAGGUUUCCUAACCGCUCAGGAUCUUGGUGCUUCCAGAUUAGAUCUCCUGUCUGCUCAGGACCCUGGCGUCCAUUAUGCAGUAGUUCAUACAAAAGCUGACGGACCAUAUAAUGGAGGUGGAAUGGUUUCAAGCGUAUAUAACCCUCAAGUCGUAGGUUCUCAAUAUAGCUCUGCUCGCUUAAAAAUUCAAAAUGGACCAGAGAGUAUCGAAGUUGGAUGGAUGGUGAAUCCAAGUCUCAACAAAGAUAAUCGGACUCGACUCUAUGUAUAUACAAAUGCAGGAGAAUCGCAUUGUUUCAAUGCACAUUGCCCUGGAAUCAUCACUGUUCGGCCGGACAUACCUCUUGACUUUAUUCUUGAACCAACUUCUACUCGUGGAAGUUCCGGUAAAAGAUACGUAGAGCAAUUCUUCAUUUACAAAGAUGCAGCUAACGGGAAUUGGUUUCUUGAAAUCGGAAAUGGCUUUGUUAUUGGGUUCUGGCCACAGACAAGAUUCACAACGCUAGCAAACUCAGCUAAUUACGUAGAGUGGGGAGGAGUAGUAUCCAGUCCUCCUGAUGUGCCUAGUCCACCAAUGGGUUCCGGUAACAGUAGACUUUUUGCCGAUACUGCACAAGAUGCAUUCUGCAGUGCGAUCACAGUUGUAAAUGAAGAUCACCAAAUUGUGGAUGCAUCAGACACUCAAAAAUUUACAGAUAUCGGCGAUGUAUAUCAUGUGAAGGACAUAGGUUUUUAUAAUAAUCACUUUAGACAUAUAUUCUUUUUUGGUGGAUUGGGCGGGUACACAGGGAAUUAAAGCAUGCAUGUAAUUACAUGACAGUGGGGAUAUCAAUUUGUAUGAAAGCCAGUGGCUAUAAAUUGAUCAUACUUAUAAUUUACUAG
This is a messenger RNA of Ricinus communis (castor bean), 2246 nucleotides long. RefSeq lists its product as uncharacterized. The record is from RefSeq and is a predicted model, not a curated record. Lineage: Eukaryota; Viridiplantae; Streptophyta; Magnoliopsida; Malpighiales; Euphorbiaceae.